AUGGAUCCGAUCACACAGCCUCCACCCGGGUAUGGUAAGGUCUCAAUGGACACUGUGUGUACAGACAUCAUUGUGGAUGAGACAAGCAAGAGCGUCCCACUUGUUGACGAUGAGGCUGAAGAGCACGGAAAAGAGGUCAAUGAUCAAGCUAUAGGAGUCGAAGCUGAGCCGAUUCUAAUCGAGCACCUUGCAAGGAAUCCCGAAGCAAUUGAGGAGCUAAAGUUGACUCAAGAGCUGGUAUCAAUUCAAGAGCCCAAAGCACUUCAAGAGAUCAAAGUAAUCGAUGAGCUGGAACCAAUACUAGUGACCAAAGCAAUUGAGGAGCUGGAACCGAUACAAGAGCCCAAAGCAAUUGAUGAGCUGGAAACGAUACAAGAGCCCAAAGCAAUCGAUGAGCUGGAAUCGAUACAAGAGCCCAAAGCAACUGAGGAGCUGGAAUCGAUCCAAGAGCCCAAAGCAAUCGAUGAGCUGGAAUUGAUACAAGAGCCCAAAGCAAUCGAUGAGCUGGAAUCGAUCCAAGAGCCCAAAGCAAUCGAUGAGCUGGAAUCGAUACAAGAGCCCAAAGCAAUCGAUGAGCUGGAAUCGAUACAAGAGCCCAAAGCAAUUGAGGAGCUGGAAUCGAUCCAAGAGCCCAAAGCAAUCGAUGAGCUGGAAUCGAUACAAGAGCCCAAAGCAAUUGAGGAGCUGGAACCGAUACAAGAGCCCAAAGCAAUUGAGGAGCUGAAACCGAUCCAAGAGCUCGAAGCAAUUGAGGAGCUGGAACCGAUACAAGAGCCUGAAGCAAUUCAAGAGCCUGUCAUGGUCGAAGCAGAAGCGAUGGAGGAGCUAACGUGGAAGAAUGAAAAGGUAUUAGUCGAAUACGAGGCUCAAAACGAGCUUGAGCUGCAAGAGGAAAAGUCAUUGGUGCUGAAAACGCUGACCGCAACGAGCACAAGUGCCCCGAUCUGGACGUUUGUUGCUGAGAAGGUCACUUUUUCCGUUGGCGUCGCCUUCUUUAACAUCUCUGGAUUCAACCCCGAAGAAGAAGAAGUGCAUUUGAUCAAGAGAUACUCGGAAUUUAAAGUGCUGCAUGCCGAGAUGGCCAAGCUCAUGCCUAAGGAAGAGUUGAUACGUCUGCCCGGCACAUCAUUUCUGCAGGGACGCAACGACAAGGCUCUGCUACAGGAGCGCGAGGAUGCAUUCGUUAAAAUGCUCAACGCCAUCGCGCAGCACCCGGAGGGCUCGCAGACUGCCGCAUUUACCGCAUUCCUGGCAUAA
Molecule: messenger RNA, 1257 nt
Organism: Peronospora belbahrii
Lineage: Eukaryota; Oomycota; Peronosporomycetes; Peronosporales; Peronosporaceae
Source: the annotation of a GenBank genome assembly